AUGUCUUCAUCAUCGGAGCGUCAUCCAACGCUCAAUAUCUUGGUCCCCCACGCACCAAUUCACCGCUACAGCAAACGGCUUCUAGAGCACUUUAGUACCGGAAAGAAGUCACCAGAUGAAGCCUUCGAUACCCGAACACACGAACCAGAGCAAUCGUCCCCUUCUCCUGAACAGCUUGUCGCCGACUUUGUACACCGGCUUCCCUUGCCAAUAUUACUACUUCUCUAUCCUACCAUCCUCGUCAUUCGUGUUUUACCUACCCGAUUUAUCUUGACAAACGGACACUCUAUUAUUCUGAAGUCUAGACAAUGGUUUUUGUCAAAGUGUCCCCCUAAUCCUGGCACCAAGUAAGUCCAUCCUCCCUCUCGCUUAUUCCGUAUACACCUGACAAGGCUUGCACUUGUACAAUGAUUCUAGAGGUAUUCAAUACAUACUGCCAAUUUUUAAGGGACUUUACAACACCACAAGUUGAUCACUUUCAAAUUCGCUGGUGCAAUGGAAGUCAGUGUGGUUGAAGCUGACUUGAGUAUUUAGGAAGAAUCACCCAGUGACUCAAGACGAUGUUGCAGAUGCCAUUUUAAAACUAUCUUCCACUCUCCGUGACUUCUCUAAAUCCGCUCGGGGACGCCAAUUCCAUGAAAUCCUGACCCAGAGUAGCAUCCUUUGCGAGAAUAUGAAGACCCUGAUGCGAGAAGAAAAGGAGCAUACAAAAUGGAAAUUGAAGCAACACGAGGACAUUGAUAAACGUAUUCAGCCCCUGAGAAGUGCUGUGCAAGAGGUCAAGAAGGGCAUUCGGGAACUAACACCAGAAUACGAACAAGACCAUAUUUUCUCGACAACAGAGCUAGCGCUAUGGAUUGAUAAGUUACAGGACGCUCAAGAGGAAUUUGAGAAAGACAUGGGAAUUAAGUACAAGCUUUUGGGGGACCGAAUCUAUGCGGUACAAGCAGAGGUAGACUUUCUCUUAGGCCUAAAGAUUCCAAACUCAAAGGGGACCGUAAAAAAGUCUUAUCGGUUUGAGAGCGCUCGAAAAGGUUCCAGCUAUGCUUCGGAAGAUGGAUCCCUCGACAUUUGCGGAACUCAAGGAUUUUCCAAGAAGGAAGAUGAAGAAAUACCGCUUCCCGAUUCUCCACCAGCACAAAGUGUCAUUCCGGAUGGUGUUGUUAUCCCAUAUUUCCCUACUCCGGAGAAUACAAUUGGAAGGGUACCUCUAUCGCAACCUCCUCAGUGAGUCAAUGUCGUGACUUUAAGGUAGAAACGAAUCAUGUUGGGCAAUAAUGCUGACAUUCGUGUUCAGGCAUCGCGGAAGAUCUCGAACAUCAAAAGGCUCCAGCCGAUCUUCUUCACUUACAGCAUACCAACGACACUCAGGCAAACCAUAUUCAAAAAGAUCGUCAAUCAGCCCUCGUUCGUCACUACUGCGUUCAAAACUUGAGGCAGAAGACAAGGAUAAAGCUGUGAAAAUCGCCAAAGAUCGGCCCGCUCCCGCGUCACCUACUGCUUGUUCUGAGGUAGAAUUAAACGCAAAUACUGAGAAUUACAACAAUGAAGAGUUGAAUAACAAUGGUGCAGCUCUGGAGCUUUCUCAAGCACUCGAGGAGAUUGUAAAUGAGAUCGAUGAACGCAGUAAGUUUUCUUAUUACUUUGAUUUGAAAGUGAGGUAUUGACUUGUGAAUCUGAAUCCCAGAAAGGCAGCGAGAAGAGCUUCCAGAUGGUCACAUCGACAAUGACCAGAACGGUCAAAGUUGCUCAACCUCCCUUGAUGGUGAAACACUUGUCGGGGAUGAGAAUUAG
This is a messenger RNA of Hymenoscyphus albidus, 1794 nucleotides long. NCBI's taxonomy places the organism in Eukaryota, Fungi, Ascomycota, Leotiomycetes, Helotiales, Helotiaceae. The record is from the annotation of a GenBank genome assembly.